AUGUUAGAAAAAAAGUUUGCUGACAUUGACAAGAAAUUUGAGAAUGUUUUAAACAAGAACAAGAGGAAGUUAGAAAAUGCUCAGAUAAAGCCUAUACAUGAAAAGUUCUUAUUUGCUCAGAAUGGUAUAACAGGUCUAAUUGCACCACCUGGGUCGGGUAAGACUUUCACUUAUCUUAAAAUGGCUGCACAACAACAAGAACUAGAUGAGAAGAACCCAUUCUAUGAGUUAGUUGUUAUUUGUAGUACUUCUGGUCAAUUUGACCAAACCGUCAAUUCGUUCAAAGAUAUUAUAAAGAAGUCUAAGUUAGUAUGUAUAAAGGAUACUGAGUUGUUAGAUUGGAUAAAGAAGUACCAAAGAAGAGUUUUGAAGUACAAUGCUAUAAAUGAGUAUAUAAAUUCGAAGUUUAAAGACCCAAAUGAGGAAAUGCAGAGAAUAUUAGAGAAGAAACACUUCAGAAACAAACAGAAAGAGAUAGAAUACAUUUCGAAGAAAUUGCAAUCUUACGAUUGGAAGACUUACCCUCAUAGAU
Messenger RNA from Trichomonas vaginalis G3, 532 nucleotides. RefSeq names its product P-loop containing nucleoside triphosphate hydrolases family. NCBI's taxonomy places the organism in Eukaryota, Parabasalia, Trichomonadida, Trichomonadidae. The annotation marks the transcript as partial. The record is from RefSeq and is a predicted model, not a curated record. Gene Ontology annotation, molecular function: hydrolase activity; ATP binding; DNA binding. The transcript has a single exon.